Guyanagaster necrorhizus is the source of this 1389-nucleotide messenger RNA. Its product is annotated as alcohol dehydrogenase IV. The transcript has 9 exons. The coding region runs from base 52 to 1050 and encodes 332 amino acids. The record is from RefSeq and is a predicted model, not a curated record. Gene Ontology annotation, cellular component: mitochondrion. Lineage: Eukaryota; Fungi; Basidiomycota; Agaricomycetes; Agaricales; Physalacriaceae. Gene Ontology annotation, molecular function: metal ion binding; alcohol dehydrogenase (NAD+) activity.
GGCUUAUAUAUCUGGCUGCGCUUCUCUUGUUCGUAUCUCUGUUUCCCAUCCAUGACUAUCGCCUCAUCUUUGCAAGGUUACUAUGGCUGGCCUGAUAAGCUCUCUGGCGUAUACUACGGCCCAGGGUCCGUAUCUACUGCACUACCCAAGUUAUUGUCCUCUCUGGGUGCUCGGAAAGCAUUGAUUGUAACCACAAGGAGUCUUGUUGGCAAGACGCAGAUUGUAAAGCAAAUCGAGUCCAUCUUGAAAGAUCACGAUGUAUUUGGCGCUACUUUUCAAGAAAUCGGGGAGCAUGCACCUAUCGCAGGGAUCCGACGUGCCGUCAAAGUCUUUCGGGAAUCCGGCUGUAACAUCAUUGUCUCCAUCGGAGGUGGCUCGCCCACUGACGCAUCAAAGGCUGUCCUUUACUUUGCGCAGGAAGAGACCGGAGGCCCUAUUCUUCCUCAAAUAGCAAUUCCCACGACGCUCAGCGCGGCAGAAUACACGAUGGGUGCCGGAUAUACGAACGACCACGGUCAGAAGGAUAGAGUAUCUUCAAGACGACUUGUUCCCGCUGGUAUUAUACUAGACGCAGAUCUUACCUUACCAACGCCGGAGAGACUUUGGCUUUCAACGGGAAUUCGCGCCCUCGAUCAUGCUGUUGAAAACCUGUAUAGGCCCGGAGUCCCUUUCCCAAUCAAAGUGUUAUGUUACUCAGCCAUUGCCGACCUUUUCAAGUAUCUCCCUGCCUCAAAAGUCGAUCCACAAGACGUCGAAGUGCGACAGAGGCUUCAAUUGGCAUCUUGGAUGAGUAUAUGGCCCACGAAUUCGGAAAGACAGGGGUCAUUGGGAUUGUCGCAUUCUUUGGGACACAAAUUGGGAGCGGCGUACGGCAUACCGCAUGGUAUCACUUCUUGUCUUACAUUGGCGCCCGUAGUUGCAAUGAAAGCACAAACCGAAUCCCAAGAGAACAAGGAAACACUCGCCAAAGUGCUGCCCUACCUUCAUAUCGAGUCGACAGGCUCUGUGGAUGAGGACGUUCUGCUAGUGUCCAAGUCGAUCACCUGGUAGCAUCACUAGGACUCGCAUCCGACUUGGCCUCGUACAGGGUUCCGGGGGAGGAUGUGGGGCAGAUCGCAGAGCGCGCGCUCGGGAGCAAAGAAGAUCCUGUAUAUGGCAAAGUCAUCGGAAUUCUUGAGAGUCUAUACCCGACAAGUGAGAUGUGAUGGCACACUCGUAAAUUAGUCCGUCGUGUGUACGAUCAUAAGUAAUAGAAGGAUCUUGUAAUUGAAAUUACGAUUCGGGACCGUUUUAUCAGUUGUUCGUGCCAACACGUACGCAAUGAAGCAUUCCACAUGCCGGACGUCACGAAAGCUAUCAAACAAGUAUCCACGCGCAAUUAGUGGAGGA